Molecule: messenger RNA, 621 nt
Organism: Schistocerca cancellata (South American locust)
Lineage: Eukaryota; Metazoa; Arthropoda; Insecta; Orthoptera; Acrididae
Exons: 2
Coding region: 1-621 (206 amino acids)
Source: RefSeq, a predicted model, not a curated record
AUGGGAAAAACGCAAAAUGGAAUAAAUUCAAAUAUUGGAGAAACGCAAAUACGGGUAAUCGGAAAUAUGGGAAAAACGCUAGUAUGGGAAAAACGCAGGUAUGGGAAAAACGCAAAUAUGCGAAAAACGCAAAUAUUUGAAAAACGCAAAUAUUUGAAAAGCGCAAAUAUGGGAAACUCGCAAAUAUGGGAAAAACGAAAAUUUGGGAAACGUAAAUAUGGGAAAGACGCAAAUAUGGGAAAAGAUGCAAUUAUGGGGAAAGACGCAAUUAUGGGGAAAUACGCAAUUAUGGGGAAAGACGCAAUUAUGGGGAAAGCCACAAUUAUGGGGAAAGACUCAAAUAUGGGGAAAGACGCAAAUAUGGAGAAAGACGCAAAUAUGGGGAAAACGCAAAUAUGGGGAAAACGCAAAUAUGGUGAAAGACGCAAAUAUGGGGAAAACGCAAAUAUUGGGAAAACGCAAAUAUGGGGAAAACGCAAACAUGGGGAAAACGCAAAUAUGGGGAAAACGCAGAUAUGGGGAAAACGCAGAUAUAGGGAAAACGCAGAUAUGGGGAAAACGCAAAUAUGGGGAAAACGCAAAUAUGGGGAAAACGCAAAUAAGGGAAAAACGCAAAUAUGA